Molecule: messenger RNA, 1108 nt
Organism: Argiope bruennichi
Lineage: Eukaryota; Metazoa; Arthropoda; Arachnida; Araneae; Araneidae
Product: enoyl-CoA hydratase domain-containing protein 3, mitochondrial-like
Exons: 9
Coding region: 89-949 (286 amino acids)
Cellular component (GO): mitochondrion
Molecular function (GO): hydro-lyase activity
Source: RefSeq, a predicted model, not a curated record
AAAACAAAAAAUAGAUUCAAAUGUUUGUAAACAAAAUCUGAGAGCUUGAGAUAAUCUUUUGAAGUUUUGUAGAAGGACCUUCUAUUUUAUGAUGGCAUUAAAUAGGCAGUUACAAACAAUCCUGUUUCAAAAAUAUAAGAUUCUUAGUUCUCCAUUGAUUAGAAAUUACAGUAAUCAAUCAAACCUUACUAUUGUUUCUAUAGACAAGGGAGUAAAAAGAAUCACAUUAAAUAAUCCUAAAAAAAGAAAUGCUCUUUCAUCUGCUAUGUUGGACAGCUUGAAAAAAGAUAUAUUUGAUGACUUGCAAAACAUAAAUCUUCGAUGCAUUGUUCUGCAGAGCAGUGGACCUGUUUUCUCUUCUGGACAUGACUUAAAAGAAUUGUCUCAAAGUAAUGAACAGACUAGAACUGAUAUUUUUAAGAAAUGCUCUGAUUUAAUGGUUGGACUUCGAAAAGUUCCAGUCCCUGUUAUUGCUGUUGUAAAUGGUUUGGCAGCUGCGGCAGGUUGCCAGCUUAUAGCAUCAUGUGAUAUUGCUAUAGCUACAACUAAGUCACAGUUUUCUACUCCAGGGGCCUCAGUUGGUCUUUUUUGUUCUACUCCUGGUAUUGCUGUGUCAAGAAAUGUUCCACUCAAAAUUGCAUCUUAUAUGUUAUUUACUGGAAAUAACUUAAGUGCUGAAGAUGCUGUCCGGUAUGGUUUGAUUAGUAGAGUCACUGAAGAAAAAGAACUUGAUAUUGAAGUAGAAAAAGUUAUACAGUCAAUAUUAUCUAAGAGCAGAUCUGUUUUAGCUCUUGGAAAGAAGUUUUUUUAUAACCAGCUUGAUAAGAAUAUUGUAGAUGCUUACAAUCUUGGAAAUGAUGUGAUGGUGACGAAUUUGGCUAAUAAAGAGGCAAAGGAGGGCAUUGAAGCAUUUUUUCAAAAGCGUCUUCCAACUUGGUCUCAUGACUAAUAAGUAAUAUUUUGAAAUUAAUUAAAUAAAUAUUUUGAAUGCAUAGAAACUAAGAAAAUAAUAUUUUGUUACUGGAGUUUUGUUAUUAAUUUGCCAGAAUUAAUGAAUAUAUUUUUUGUAAGUGUCCAGUUGCCAAAUUUAUAGUAUGUUAUGUUAAUA